UCUUCAAAUGAGCUUAUGACUGAUAUCAGGCAUGUGACUAUAGGAUAUCGUCAUUUACUUUAAAAUCAAGCUACAAAAAAUCGGAGUUGAAGAGUCCUUUGUUGGUCCAUUUCUUAGUGAUCAACGAUAGAAAGGCAGGUCCUGCUUUUGAAAACCAUGCAAUUCUUGGACCAUUAUUACCGGAACGUAAGAAGAAUGUUUUGAGCUUUGAAAGAAGAAACAGAGAGAGAGAGAGAGAGAGAGAGAGAGAGAGAGAGGCAUCCAAGAUUUAAAAGCGUAAAAAUGGUGAGGGUUCCUUGUUGUGAAAAGAUGGGGUUGAAAAAGGGACCAUGGACGCCUGAAGAAGAUCAAAUCUUGGUAUCUUAUAUCCAACGUUUUGGCCAUGGCAAUUGGCGAGCACUCCCCAAGCAAGCAGGUUUGCUAAGGUGUGGAAAGAGCUGUAGGCUUAGGUGGAUAAAUUACUUGAGACCAGAUAUUAAACGAGGAAACUUCAGCAAUGAAGAAGAAGAAACGAUCAUUAAGCUGCAUCAGAACAUUGGGAACAGAUGGUCUGCAAUUGCGACAAAAUUGCCAGGAAGAACAGACAAUGAGAUAAAGAAUUAUUGGCACUCUCACCUAAAGAAGAGACUUGAAGGGAAACAAGCUACCCCAAGCACAAGCAGUUCAGCUGGUCAAACCACCAAAACAUCAUCAAAAAUAAGGGCAGCUAUCAACAAUGCAAGAUCACCACAGCAGCCUGAGAAUUUUCCUACCCAUCAAAUUAAAAGAAGUCAUCUUGACCAUGCAACAGUUUUCCCACAAGAGCCAUCCCAGGAACCUUUGAGUUCUAUGGCAACAACUGUGGAAGCCAUCAACAGUUUCAAUACUGUAAAUGAUACGGAGUACUUUUGGAUUGGACUCUUAAUGACAGCAGGAAAUUCUAAAGAAGUGCAUGGAGAUUUAGCUUGAAAAGGCGUAUGAUAAACUGAUGAUGUCGCAAUUGGCAAACCGGAAGAAUGGCAUGAUAUAUGAUUCAUUUAAGGUUUCAAAGGACAUAAAAUAUGCUGAUAAGCAGCCAAUUGUAACAUGGGGGCCAGAAACAGUGUAGUUCUGCCACUACAAGCAAGGGCUUAUCUACUUAACAUGUAUAGUUGCAUUUCAUUUAAAUGGAUAAAUCCUACUUGAUUUUCUUAUAAUCUGGAGA
Messenger RNA from Hevea brasiliensis (rubber tree), 1183 nucleotides. RefSeq names its product transcription factor MYB4. The record is from RefSeq and is a predicted model, not a curated record. Bases 283 to 948 code for a protein of 221 amino acids. The transcript has 5 exons. NCBI's taxonomy places the organism in Eukaryota, Viridiplantae, Streptophyta, Magnoliopsida, Malpighiales, Euphorbiaceae.